AUGGAGAGACCUCAAUUCUCGCGAAUAUCCACCAAAUCAACAAGUCUACUACCGACAGAUUCCAACGCCAAUGUCAACUCCACGACGGAUGCAACCACAGCUGUAAGCUAUGAAAACAUCAACCUGGAGAUCCAACUGAUCAGGAUAGGCUCGCCGUCGAUUCGACUGAUAGAAACAGCCAGUAUUAGUUCUGAACUCAACGUGUCUGAGAUCUCGAAUUUCGCCACUAGUGUACGACGAAGAGUUCAAGCAUCACCCCACGUUGCAAUGAAUGGUGGAGAACCUCCAACGUAUCUUGACUUGUAUCCCCAUUGCAGCAGCAAAACCGGUGGCAAUUUGAAGGAGGCGGAGUAUUUUGACAGAUACGUCAAGAUUUCAAAGAGUAGCGACAGUAUCGAGUUCCACGACAAGUUGAAGCACUUUUUCAUAUUUUCAACGGCGGGGAAACCUAUAUAUACCAUGAAUGGAUCCGAUGACUUGGUCAUGGGGUACAUGGGCAUCUUGACUACUAUUCUAUACACUUUUCAGGAAGACCUCAAGCAGGAUUUGCAAAUUGUCGAGUUGGGAGAUGGUUUGAAGCUCGUGGCGAUGAACAAGGCGCCUAUUAUCUUGGUUGCCAUCUCGAAAUUACCUCACGAGACUGACCACUUGAUCUUGGGGCAACUACAUGUGUUGUAUUCUUAUUUAUUGAGCAUCUUGUCCAAGCCCGCGAUCGACAAGUAUUUCCACAAUAGAUUAAACUACGACUUGAGGAGGAUUUUAAGUGCUUUGGAUUUGGAAAACUUGGAUGAUUUAUGCACGAGGUUGACCUACGGCUGGGGAGAUCAAGCAUUUGCAUUUUACGCGACCCAAAUCUUCAACUCGCAACAAAGCCUUCGAAUUCCGUAUACUUUGAGGUCCAAGAUGGAUAAAAUAUUGCGAGAGUUUCAAGAUGACGAACUAUUGUUUUCAAUUUUGGCUAGGGACACCGUGAUUACCAACUAUAUCCACGCCAAGCCGCACAACUUGCCCGAUGCCGAUCUCAGCUUGUUACUCUUUAUAGUGUCAUCGUUGAAAAACAAAAACGAAGACUUGUGGGUGCCCUUGUGCAUGCCCAAUUUCAACAAGAAUGGGUUCUUGUAUGUUUUCCUGCGAAGUUGGAACCAGUUGACGAUAAUCUUGAUCAGCGGCAGCAAGAAUGCAUUUUACAAACUCAAAGAAAUUGCCAAUGCUAUAACUACUCGUGCAGAACAGGCCCAGCAAGGUCAAUUCUUGCUGAAAUUCAACCAUGAGCUCGCGGUGCCCGUUUCGAGCUUGGUUCCAUUUGUCGUGAAACAUUUCAUCUACGUCAACCGCGACGCCAAUUGUGACGCUAAUCGAUUCAUCAUGAGCGAAUACCCGCAGGAUAACAGAGACGUUGUUUUGCAAAUGGGGUUCUACUAUAACGCCCUUUUGAAUUGCAAAUCUCACCUCACGGCAAAAAAGUCGCUAAAAAAUGUCGAGUACAAGAAACUAUCGUAUGUUAAGUGGGGGCAAGUCUCGGGUUUCAUGCUCAGCGAUACUUCGUACGAGUUUUACUGCAUCACCGACGACGACGUCAACUCCAAGAAGUUGAUUGACAUUAGUCUUGCUAUAGUCAAAUGGUGCAAGAAGAACAAGUCCCGGCUAUUCACCUGA
Lodderomyces beijingensis is the source of this 1656-nucleotide messenger RNA. The record is from the annotation of a GenBank genome assembly. Lineage: Eukaryota; Fungi; Ascomycota; Pichiomycetes; Serinales; Debaryomycetaceae.